CGUGCGCACCUCCUACCUCCAGGACACUAUAUAUAUAGGAACCUGCAUCAUCCAACCACUUGUCCCACCAUCCCACAGCAUCAUGGAGUGGCGCGCCCUUGUAGUCCUGGUCCUCGUGACCGCCUGUGUCAGUGCUCAGACAAAGCCAGGACAGAAUGGCGGAGGAAUUAAUCCAAUUCGUCCAGGACAGAAUGGCGGAGGAACUAAUCCAAUUCGUCCAGGACAAAAUGGCGGAGGAAUUAAUCCAAUUCGUCCAGGACAAAAUGGCGGAGGAAUUAAUCCAAUUCGUCCAGGACAGAAUGGCGGAGGAAUUAAUCCAAUUCGUCCAGGACAAAAUGGCGGAGGAAUUAAUCCAAUUCGUCCAGGACAAAAUGGUGGUGGAAUCCCCCCAAUAGGUGGACCAAGUGGAGGCUUCAAUGGCGGUGGAAUCCCCCCAAUAGGUGGACCAAGUGGAGGCUUCAAUGGUGGUGGAAUCCCACCCAAGGAUGGACCAAGCGGAGGCUUCAAUGGUGGUGGAAUCCCCCCAAUAGGUGGACCAAGUGGAGGCUUCAAUGGCGGUGGAAUCCCCCCAAUAGGUGGACCAAGUGGAGGCUUCAAUGGUGGUGGAAUCCCACCCAAGGAUGGACCAAGCGGAGGCUUCAAUGGUGGUGGAAUCCCCCCAAUAGGUGGACCAAGUGGAGGCUUCAAUGGUGGUGGAAUCCCACCCAAGGAUGGACCAAGUGGAGGCUUCAAUGGUGGUGGAAUCCCACCCAAGGAUGGACCAAGUGGAGGCUUCAAUGGUGGUGGAAUCCCACCCAAGGAUGGUGGAAUCAGCCAAAGUUAAGCUUAACAUCGAGUUUCUCACACAGAGCAAGAACAGUACGGCUGAAGACCUACCUGCUAGAGGACUGCGUGAAGAAGUUCCAUGACCAUGAUAACACUCUGGAUCACGUCAACAUCUUCCCGUCCUGGACACUUUUGAUAUUAUAUUCACCAAGAAACUAGAUGUCUAUUUCAUAUUUAUACCAAUUUCCUGUGUAGCUUAAACAGGUCGGGAGUGUAUUUAUUAUUCUGAUCCUCAAUAAAUGAACAAAUUAA
This is a messenger RNA of Homarus americanus (American lobster), 1077 nucleotides long. Its product is annotated as glycine-rich protein 5-like. The coding region runs from base 83 to 823 and encodes 246 amino acids. The record is from RefSeq and is a predicted model, not a curated record. Lineage: Eukaryota; Metazoa; Arthropoda; Malacostraca; Decapoda; Nephropidae. The transcript is spliced from 3 exons.